AUGCGGAUUAACCGGCAGACGGCCGUCAGCCGGUGCCGGCUGUCAACUCUGACGGUGCGAGCCGCGUCUGACGGUCAAGCGGCAGCGGAGACGGCUGAACCACAGUCGGCGUCGUUCGAUGCGUCGCUCGUGAGCAAGAACAGCGUCGUGGUGCCUGACUCGGAGCUGAGCAUCACCAAGACGUCGUUCGGCACCAUCGGCCUGACGGUGGGGCUGCUGCUGCUGUCGUACGGCUUUGGCGCCUACUUCCAGUUCCUGCCGGGCUCCGAGUCCUCCGCCCUCAUGCUCACCUACGGCUUCCCCACUGCGCUCAUCGGAUUCGCUCUCAAG
Closterium sp. Naga37s-1 is the source of this 330-nucleotide messenger RNA. Lineage: Eukaryota; Viridiplantae; Streptophyta; Zygnematophyceae; Desmidiales; Closteriaceae. The record is from the annotation of a GenBank genome assembly.